CAGUGGCCCCAGUCUACUCUUUGCUUAGCUGCGUCAGUGUGCGUACGGGCAGGAAGACGGGAACGUCAAAUCUUCAUCUACAUUCAGAUUCCAGUCGAGAACUAAUUUGACACCAUGCAGAGUCAAGUACGUCAGAACUUCCACGUCAACAGCGAGGCGGGCGUCAACAAACAUGUCAACGUCCUGCUGAACUGUAGCUAUGUCUACCAAUCCAUGGCCUGGUACUUUCACCGGGAUGACGUGGCCCUGAAAGGAUUCUUCGAGUUCCUCAAGGAUGCCUCUUGCAAGAAGCGCGAGUUCGCCGACAAGCUGAUGGAGUACCAGAACAAGAGAGGUGGCCGCAUCGUGUUGCAGGACAUCCAGAGGCCGCGCCAGGAUGAGUGGGGAACGGGCCUGGACGUGAUGCAGUCUGCCCUGGCCCUGGAGAAGAGCGUCAACCAGGAGUUCCUUGACCUGCACAAGAUCGCCGACUCCAACACUGACCCACAGAUGAUGGACUUCCUGGAAAGUGAGUUUCUGGGAGAAGAGGUGGAGAUGAUCAAGAAGCUCUCCGAUCACGUGACCAACCUGAAGCGGGUUGGACCAGGUCUCGGAGAGUACCAGUUCGACCACGAGACCCUCAGUUAAUCUGGUUCUCGGCCUCCCGGUUACCAUGGUAACAGAUGCUAACGACCGACAACGCAUACCGCUUAUCUCCAGUACUUUCUUGUAAGAACCCAAAUCUUGUAACAGGCAGCCUGCAUACACGGGCAACUGACAUGAAUUCCAAAAUGAGAUGAAACAAUGUUUAUACGUGUCCUAUCUUUUAUAUAUUUUAUUUGUUGAAUUUUGUUAAUUUUCCUCAUUAUUAACGCCUGGAAAACAACAUCUGCAAUAAACUCAAGCAUGCAAA
Molecule: messenger RNA, 892 nt
Organism: Haliotis rubra (blacklip abalone)
Lineage: Eukaryota; Metazoa; Mollusca; Gastropoda; Lepetellida; Haliotidae
Product: soma ferritin-like
Exons: 4
Coding region: 115-627 (170 amino acids)
Biological process (GO): iron ion transport; intracellular iron ion homeostasis
Cellular component (GO): cytoplasm
Molecular function (GO): ferric iron binding; ferrous iron binding
Source: RefSeq, a predicted model, not a curated record